Molecule: messenger RNA, 2914 nt
Organism: Arvicanthis niloticus (Nile rat)
Lineage: Eukaryota; Metazoa; Chordata; Mammalia; Rodentia; Muridae
Gene: Kcnj15
Product: potassium inwardly rectifying channel subfamily J member 15
Biological process (GO): potassium ion import across plasma membrane; regulation of monoatomic ion transmembrane transport
Cellular component (GO): plasma membrane
Molecular function (GO): inward rectifier potassium channel activity
Source: RefSeq, a predicted model, not a curated record
UCUCCUCUCCUCUCCUCUCUCUCUCUCUCUCUCUCUCUCUCUCUCUCUCUCUCUCUCUCUCUCUCUCUCUCUCUCUCUCUCCCUCACCCCGUGUCCCUCCCUCUCCCCUCCUUCUCUGUCCUUCCUUCCCCAGUCAGUCUCUUCCAAUCUCCUCCUUUCUCUCUUCAUUUCCCUCAGGUAAUUCCUCUCAGAAACUUGUACGAACUUGUUUUUGACUGACAGUGAACAGCAAGAGUGUUUCUUCACUUUGAAAAACCCUCAGCACCUACCUUUCCAAGGCACCCUGGAUCACUUCCUUGCCUGGUCUUAAUUUCCUGCCCACCCAGGAGCCUGCACUGGGCACUCAGCAGGCCAUAGCAGAGCCCCAUGGUAGCCAGGUGGGAGAAGGGGAGCGAGGACGAGCCACUUGCCCUGCAGAAGAUUCCUGACCUACAGAGUGGUCCAAAGAGCCCUAGGAUGGAUGCCAUUCACAUUGGCAUGUCCAGUGCCCCACUGGUGAAGCAUACCAAUGGGGUUGGACUCAAGGCCCAUAGGCCCCGAGUCAUGUCGAAGAGUGGACACAGCAAUGUGAGAAUUGACAAGGUAGAUGGUAUCUAUUUGCUCUACCUCCAGGACUUGUGGACAACGGUCAUCGACAUGAAGUGGCGAUAUAAGCUCACCCUGUUUGCUGCCACCUUUGUGAUGACCUGGUUUCUGUUUGGAGUGGUCUACUAUGCCAUAGCUUUUCUUCAUGGUGACUUAGAACUUGGGGAAUCGAAUUCUAACCACACACCCUGCAUUAUGGAAGUGGACUCUCUCACAGGAGCAUUCCUCUUUUCCUUGGAAUCUCAGACCACCAUUGGCUAUGGGGUUCGUUCCAUCACAGAGGAGUGUCCCCAUGCUAUCUUCCUUUUGGUUGCCCAACUAGUCAUCACCACCUUGAUUGAGAUCUUUAUUACAGGGACCUUCCUGGCCAAAAUUGCAAGACCCAAAAAGCGAGCUGAGACCAUUAAAUUCAGCCACUGUGCCGUCAUCAGCAAGCAGAACGGGAAGCUAUGCCUGGUUAUCCAGGUGGCCAACAUGAGGAAGAGUCUCUUGAUUCAGUGCCAGCUCUCCGGAAAACUCCUGCAGACGCAUGUCACCAAAGAAGGAGAGCGCAUUCUCCUCAACCAGGCCACCGUCAAAUUCCAUGUGGACUCCUCUUCUGAGAGUCCCUUCCUCAUCCUGCCCAUGACCUUCUACCACGUGUUGGAUGAGACAAGCCCCCUGCGGGAUCUCACACCCCAGAACCUAAAGGAAAAAGAGUUUGAACUGGUGGUGCUUCUCAAUGCCACUGUGGAAUCCACCAGUGCAGUCUGCCAGAGCCGGACGUCUUACAUCCCAGAGGAGAUCUACUGGGGCUUUGAGUUUGUGCCUGUGGUUUCCCUCUCCAAAACCGGAAAGUACGUGGCUGAUUUCAGUCAAUUCGAGCAGAUCCGGAAGAGCUCGGAUUGUACCUUCUACUGUGCAGAUUCUGAGAAACAGAAGCUUGAAGAGCAGUACAGGCAGGAGGACCAGAGGGAGCGUGAGCUGAGGAGUCUCCUGCUGCAGCAGAGCAACGUCUGACCCCGGCCAGCCUCUGGGCAUCUCAUAACCAGGGCUCCUCUCAAAAGCAAUGGUUGCCGUGAACAUGGGAUGGGUGGUCCUGAUACAAACCACACAGACAUACAUGGCCAUCUUCCCCUUUGUUCUGGUAGCUGAACAAGUAUUUCUGAAUAUAAAAGGAUGCUUUCAGAGUGCCUGGUCAGAGGUGAACACUCAAAUUCAGAUUUUCCCCCUAAAAUGGAACUCUAUAUUGAAGAACUGAGUGUAGGAAGACGGAGAGGAUUCCUGUUGGAGGGCAGACACAUAGCAAUGCUGAGAGUGAAUGGCAUAUGUGUCUAUUCAAGAACAUCUGCUUAUAAUGCAAAGUAUUUAUUUAAUCCACCUAACAAGGGCGUUGGUGGCUGAGGUCUGAGGUGGAAUUUCGCUAUUUUCCCUUAGCACUGCUUAAGAACGCACUCCUCCUCACGGUUAUCUGGUGAUGACCAAAAAAAUGUUGGGAAAAGACUUAAAGCUUGCAGAGUCCAGUCGUUUUAAUUUUACAUUCUUCCACAGACUUAAUUGUGUGGAGUGAACAUAAUCAAAUCAGGAAUCAAGACUUCAGAAAAUAACGUCCAUAUCUUGAUUCUAUGGUCACCUUCACUUCCGGGGGAAGCAUGUAUCACCCUCUUUUUCCUUCAAAAUGUCCUUCACAGACAAGCCAAACAGCACCAUUUAGGGACAUAUUGGCAACACACACACACACACACACACACACACAGUCAGGUUUCAGCCAGGCUUACAGAAGCAUCAGUGUUGCAGGCUCUGAGUAAUGUUUUCAAUGUCGUUUGUCUAGAUCCACAUGGAAAAAACAGUGUGUGAGUUCCACGUCCAUGUGUCCUCCAGGUCUGCCCUCCAUCAGUGUUAUCAGUCGACACAUCCAUCUCUCAGCUAUUUCAGCUUUUCCCCAUGACUGUACCUUGGCCACAGAGAAAUUGCGCAGAGUUACUAAUGUCUUAAGGAUGAGACAGUUCCCCGAGAGCUGUGACUGUCACAGUCGGGUUAAUUCAUGGACUGAAGACUACAGUCACCACAAAAACCUGAAACUAUGUCACAAAUAGGAAGUCUGCAUAGAUGCUGCAGUUUUCAGGUCAUGACACGGAGAAGAGGAGCCAAGGGAAAGAGGUGUUCGUGAGCAGGAGAACCCUUUGUGCAAGAGCCUAGAGCAAAUGUGUAGUCCAGCUCCGUGUUACAGGGGUAACAUUUUGCCUCGGAAAAAAUGUAAGAGUAUAACGCCUGUGUUUCCCUUGGAAAGAGAGCAAGCGGGCUAGGACUGGCUGAAUAGAUAAAUUCUGUGUGCUCAUUUUAUCAGGAG